This is a messenger RNA of Vombatus ursinus (common wombat), 2347 nucleotides long. RefSeq names its product xyloside xylosyltransferase 1 (gene XXYLT1). The record is from RefSeq and is a predicted model, not a curated record. Lineage: Eukaryota; Metazoa; Chordata; Mammalia; Diprotodontia; Vombatidae. The transcript is spliced from 4 exons. Bases 1 to 1212 code for a protein of 403 amino acids. Gene Ontology annotation, molecular function: UDP-xylosyltransferase activity.
AUGGCCAGCAGCGGGGCUGGCGGCGGCCAAGGGGGCGCGGCGAGGAAGGUGCGCCGCGGGGUCCCGUGCGCCCUGGGCCGGGCCCGCCUGGGCUCGCUGCGCUCCCACCAGUGCGCGCUGCUGCUCGCCGGGCUGCUCGCCGUGUGCGCCUUCUAUUACGUGGGCUCCGGCCGCGAGACCUUCUCCAGCGCCACGCGGAGGCUCAAGGAGAGCCGGGCAGGAGGCACGGCCGGGCCCGCCCCGGCCCCAGCCUCGGACGCCCCCCUGGCGCCCGAGGCCAAGGCCAAGCCGGCCGACGGCCUGUCCGCCGGGACGGCCGGGGUGGACUACCACGUACUGAUGAUGUUCACCAAGGCUGAUCGCAGCCCUGCGCUGCAGGCCAAGGGGCGCACAGCCCUGCGCUCGCUGCUGAGCCUCGCCAAGCUGGACGAGCAGGAGGUGCUCAACGUGCACUUUGUCAGCGAGGAGGCCAGCAAGGAGAUCGCCAAGAACCUGCUCCGAGAGCUGCUGCCCGGGGUGCCCUUCAAGUACAAGGUUAUCUUCCAUGAUGUCGGCGUCCUGACCGAUAAGCUGUUCCCUGUGGUGGAGGCCAUGCAGAAGCACUUCAGCGCAGGCUCUGGGACCUACUAUGGGGACUCCAUCUUCUUCUUGUCUGUCGCCAUGCACCAGAUCAUGCCCAAGGAGAUCUCACGGAUAAUUCAACUGGACUUGGACCUGAAACAUAAGACCAAUAUUCGCGAGUUGUUUGAGGAAUUCGAUAAUUUCCCUCCAGGGGCUGUCAUCGGGAUUGCCCGGGAGAUGCAGCCGGUGUACAGGCACACUUUUUGGCAGUUUCGACGUGAGAACCCACAGACCAGAGUUGGGGACCCUCCUCCCGAUGGGCUCCCCGGCUUCAACAGUGGCGUGAUGCUGCUGAACCUGGAUGCCAUGCGUCAGUCGGCGCUCUACCAGCGGCUGCUGGAGCCGGUGGCGCUGCAGCAGCUCACUGAGAAAUACCGCUUCCAGGGCCACCUGGGCGACCAGGACUUCUUCACCGUGGUGGGCAUGGAGCACCCCGAGCUCUUCCAUGUUCUAGACUGCACCUGGAACCGGCAGCUGUGCACCUGGUGGAGGGAGCACGGCUACGGCGACGUCUUUGACGCCUACUUCCGGUGCGAGGGCCACGUCAGGAUCUUCCACGGUAACUGUAACACGCCUAUCCCAGAGGACUAGGGGCCCGGGGCCUUGCCCUGUCCCCCAGGCUUUGGAGAUAGAGCAGUGUGAGGCCCCGCUGGGCUUGUUCCCCGGCCUGGCUCCCCUGGGGCUCUCCCCGUUCAGCCGGUCUCGGUCCACCACCGAGGCUGUCCAUCCCACCUGCCCGCGGGUGAUGGGGUGGGGGAAGGACAAGAGGAUGGUUGGUCUUGGCAAGGAAGAGGGAUGAUUGCCCCGCUGGCCAGAGGGCAGUGCUGCCCGGGAGGGAGGGGCUGAGUUCUUAGGAGAGAAGGAAGAGAAGAAACGCCCCCUCCCGUGACGGGGCCUUUAUGGCCAUCCCGUCCUGAAUCAGAUCAUGUGAUGUCAGUGCUCACCAAAUGCCAUCCUCGUUUGGACCAAAUACAGACUAACUGAGAAACAAGAGGCUUCCAUCUUUGAUGGACACCCGAGCAUCGGCCGCUCCUGUUGGUGUGGCCCUUGGUGCCAAGGCUGCACCGGCCCCUGAGGUGCCUCAGAACCAUGGCCAGAGUCUCCCUACGGUCCACUCUGAGCUCGACUCCACUUGGGGCGUUGGCCUUCCUGAUCGCGUACGCUGUUCACCAUUAUUUGGCUCUGAGCAACCGUCUCCUGCGACGAGAUGAAGACUGGGCCCUCCCCUUGAAGGAGAGCCGAUUCACCCAGUAUUAUUGCGCCCCGUGAGUCGGCAUCCCGGCCACAUCCUCCGGGACAUACGUCCAGCCCCGAAGGUCGGCUGAGAGGGCCGGCUCCUCUGAGGCUGAGCCAAAGGCAGCCGUCAGCAGAGCUCGUGCAGCCGACUACCGUGGUGGUGACCAUACUCUGUGCCAUGCUUGGUAAAAUGGCAGCCUCGCUGCUCGUCUUCAGACCUUGUAAGUAGCCGUCCUGCCCCAGGAGGCCAGUGCCCAUGUUCACCUCCAUUCUCUUAGCUUCAGGUGGGCCGCAGAGCCCAGGGGAGUCCCCGGGGUGCGGGAGGGGGGCGUGCCGGAGAUUUCUCCCUUGUGUGUUGACGUGUAUGUUUGCCCGAGGGUGGCCGAUACCUGGCCGAGGCCCGCACACUGUUCCAUGCCGCCUAUUCUGAGCGUCGUUUUUAACUGCACGAGGGCUCAGGUCCAGAGCUUAAUAAAUUCAGUGGAAAGAA